Diorhabda carinulata is the source of this 2828-nucleotide messenger RNA. It is a transcript of the gene Sec3, whose product is annotated as exocyst complex component 1. Gene Ontology annotation, biological process: Golgi to plasma membrane transport; exocytosis. The transcript is spliced from 10 exons. The record is from RefSeq and is a predicted model, not a curated record. Lineage: Eukaryota; Metazoa; Arthropoda; Insecta; Coleoptera; Chrysomelidae. Bases 144 to 2651 code for a protein of 835 amino acids. Gene Ontology annotation, cellular component: plasma membrane; exocyst. Gene Ontology annotation, molecular function: phosphatidylinositol-4,5-bisphosphate binding.
AUAAUUUGUUGUUUAUCUAUGUUUACAUGUGUCACUCCCCUUUGUAAUUUUUUUAUUUUUAUUGGGAAGAAAUUAAAAAUAUUGAUGAUAGGGCAAAAGACAUAGAAUCGAUAUUUUACUAUUUUAUUACAUUUAUUAAAAAAAUGUCAUCUGCAACAGUAAGAGAUUUACAGAAUUAUGUAUUCAACAGUAAAGAAGAAAUUCUGAUAUCAUCAUGUAAAGUUAGUAAACUGUUCAAGAAAAAGAAAAUAUCUUUUUUGUGUCUAGUUAGCGUAACAACUAUACCUACAAGCAUAAAUAUAAUCCAAAUAAAACAGGCAGACAGGCAAAUAUUUAAGAGAAAAAGGAAUUGGGGUUUAAUUGAAUUGAAAUCUGUAGAUGGGCAUAACGAAUCUUCAGACAAUUUAGAGUUUGAUUUACAUUUGGAUAAAGUUUAUAGAUGGGUAGCUUUAAACGGACAAGAACGACAUGCGUUUAUACAUAAUUUGUGGAAAUAUUCUGACAGGUACAUUUUACAUGAUAAACCAGUUUUUAAAAACAUACCAAAAAUGUGGGUAACUGAAGAUUCAACGAUACCUGAGAAAUUUGACAAUAAUCUAUUGUCGCUAGAUCAUGAAUUUGUAGAAGAUUUUCAAGUAAAUACCGAAAAAGAACAAGAAGAUCUAAAAAUAUUAAUGUCAGGCUGUGAAUUUGCGAUUAGUAAUGCUGAAGCUUUCAUGGAAGUAUUAUCUAGAGAUUUAUCACUUUUAGACGGAGAAAACAUUCAUUGUGUUUUAGCUUCAGAAGACCAAGUAGAAGCCCUAAUGGAACAUUUGGAACUGGCAUUAAAUGAAGUAGAAAAGAUGGAAACGCAACUAAAUGAUUAUGAUGAAAUACUUUGUCACGUCAGGGAUACAAUGGAAAAAAUGGAACACAAAAACUCUACACUUUCCACAGCUAAUAUGAAUAAUCAAUGGCUAAUGAAGCAACUAGAAGAUUUGAUGAUGAAAUUAGAUCUCUCAUCAGAACAUCAAAAAAUAUUGGAAGAUGCAGAUUUUACAACAGCCAAAGGACUAGCGCAAGCCAUAGAUGCUGCUAACUCUUUAAAAAGAGUGAUCAAUUCAGAUAUCGACAAAUCUUUACUUCAAAUGUCGGCAGUGUCAGAACAAAGAAAAAAAUUCGAUAAACUAAAAGACAAAUUUUCUCGGAAUAUUUGCAGACAACUCAAUAAUUUGUUUAUACACUUUGGGAAUCAUAAAGGUGAAGGAGAAAAAAACCUGGAAGGUCUAACAUUACCUCAACACAAUGGAGUUCAUAAAGAAUUAUAUCCUUAUACUGAACUCAUACAUUGGAUCAAGGUUAUGGAUAAGAAGAUGUAUGAUUCCUUAAAAGAUGUUUAUACAACAUCAAUGGGGAAAUUGUAUGAUAGAGAUUUGAAAAAUCUCUUUAGUAUUGCUAGAGAAAAAAUUGCAGUAAAUGGAAAUGUCACAUCACCUACAAUAAUAAUAGGACUUGAUAGAGACCAAUGGACCUUAGAAACUAGUACUAAAGAUCGCGAUCGAUAUGAUAGUAUAUUAGAACAAGUACUUACCUCAUUGGAACCCGUGUUUCUCCAAGAACAACAAUUUUGUUUAAAGUUUUUCCAGUUGGAUAUUAUAAAUAGUCCGAAUUCAGAAAAUGCUUCUGCAGAAAGUGAUGCUGUGGCUACAAGAAAAAUGGAAAAACAAAUAGACGAAGAUAUCAGGAAUAUGAUGAGCAGUCUAUUUUCUUGUUUGAAGCCAGAACUUGAUAUGAUCAUAGAUCACAUCAAGAGACAGGAUAAUUUUUACUGCAUGUACGUACUAGUGCGACUUAAUCAACACGUAAUGUCGGCCCAGAGUUCGUUUUUAAGCAACACUUUCGCGUCUCUACUCAUCGAAGUGAAAAGAUCUUUAGAUCACUUCAUGCAACAACAAAUUGAAUCCAUUAAAGAAUGUAGAAUAUCGAAAAAAUCGAAAUGCGGAAUAUUACCUUACGUAUCGAAUUUAGAAAUAUUCGCAAAAAACGCCAAUUGUUUAUUAAAAAGUGAUCGCGGAGCUGAUCUUGAAAAAUGGUAUACCAGAUUAGUUGAUACCAUGUUGGAAUAUAUAGCCGUUCAUGCCGUUGACCACAAAACUCCACCUCAAGUUAUAAAAAUGGAAAACUAUCAUCACUUAUACUCUUUAUUGUCCCAAUUAAAAAUAUCAGUGUUAGAUAAUCAACGUAAAGAAGCCAAACAGAAAUAUAAUGAUGCACUUACGGCGUACGUAACUUUGUAUUUCGGUAGACCUUUGGAAAAGUUAAAUACUUUCUUUGAAGGCGUUCAAGCUAGAGUGGCAAGUGGUAUCAAAGCUUCAGAAGUCAGUUAUCAAUUAGCGUUUAGUAAACAAGAGUUACGAAAGGUUAUUAACCAAUACCCAGGCUCUCAAGUUAAAAAAGGUUUGGAGGCACUUUAUAAAAAAGUCGAAAAACAUUUAUCAGAAGAAGAGAAUUUAUUACAGGUAGUUUGGAGAGCGAUGCAAGGGGAAUUCAUAAGACAAUAUAAAACAUUGGAAGAUUUAAUACAUCAAUGUUAUCCAGGAUCGAUGAUAAGUUUGGAAUUUACCAUAGACGACAUAUUAACGUUCUUUUCAGAUAUAGCACAAUCUCAUUAAUCGAUAGAUUCAUAUGAAAAGGGACAAAUUUAGACAAAAAAAAACUUGCUGUAACCAGAAGGUCAAAGUUUUUAGAAUGGUACAAAAAUGAGGUGGAAUUAUAAAUGGAGAAAAUAUCAAAACAUAAUUAUAUUAGUUAUAUUAAGGACAGUUUCUUAAUAAAAUACUACAAAUUUG